CGGAUCGGGUUUCGCGAUAUUAGAUUAGAGUAGGCACCUAGAUAAGAAACGAUCCGAUAAAUACCGGCACGCGAAACGAUUCUAGCCAGUAUCACCCCAUCAAAAUGGCCCCCGUCGUGUACUACAUGUCAAUGAGCCCCGCCGCCCGGGCCACCCUCCUUCUCGUCAAAGCCCUCGGCAUCGAAGUGGACCUCAAGGAGAUCAACCUGAUGGCCGGCGAGCACAUGACGCCCGAUUUCCUCACCAAGAACCCCUUCCACACGGUCCCCACGCUGGAAGAUGGGGACUACACGCUGUGGGACAGCCACGCUAUCAACGUGUAUUUGAUCGAGAAAUACGCCCCGGAUAGCGAUUUGUACCCGAAGGAUCCGCAAGCAAGAGGCACCGUGCUCAAUCGGAUGUUCUUCAACGUCGGUACGGCUUUCCCGAAACUACUCGCUAUAGGCCAAUCGAUAUUCGGCGGCGCGAAAACGGUGGGGAAAGACAAAAUCGCGCCGGUGUUAGCGAUGUACGAUCAGCUCGAAACGCUCCUGCAACGCGACGAGUUUGUGGCAGGAGAAAACCUCACCGUGGCGGAUUUGUCGCUGGUCGCGACGAUUUCUUCGUUGAACGUGUUCGUACCGAUAGCGGAGAAUAAGUACCCGAAAAUUAGCCGAUGGUUGGACAGGUUGAAGGCUUUGCCGUAUUAUUUCGAAGGGAACCAAAAGGGUUUGGACACGUACCAAGCGAUGUUUAAGAGCAAAUUGGCCUGAAUAAAUACGUAUUUUGUUGUUUA
Messenger RNA from Phyllotreta striolata, 775 nucleotides. The record is from the annotation of a GenBank genome assembly. Lineage: Eukaryota; Metazoa; Arthropoda; Insecta; Coleoptera; Chrysomelidae.